CUCAGGUCCCCGCCUCCGGGGCCCUGCCCUCAGGAGCCGCCCCUUCUCCGGCUGGCCCGCCCGGCGCCGAGCGCGGCCCGCGGACCCGCUGAGGGGUUGGGGGGAGGCGGUGGCGCGCCGCACCCCCCCGGCAGCCGCACCCUGGCCUCCAUGGGCCGUGGCGUCGCGCUCCUGCGCGCCGGAUGAGCGCAGAGACCCCACGCCGGCCGCUGCGUGCCCGGGGCCUCACCCGGCUGCGCCCCCAGCUCCGCGGACGAGGGCCGCCGGGCGCGGCCGCUCCAGAGAGGCGACAGGGGACGGCCCCGAGAUGGCCAGGCCAGCGGGCGCUCUGGCGGCGGGCGCCCUCCACGUGGUGCGGGCCCGGGGGCAGCCCCCGAGCUGGUAGCCGCCCGACGCCCGGUGGACGCCGAGCCGCGCCGCGGCACUUGGGUCGGGCCAGGCCAGGACCAGCCGGGGCCCGGGCGGGGCGCGCUCCCGGAGGGCGCCCGGAGCCCCAGGCCGCGCGGCCAUGAAGAUGAUCCUGGUUCGCAGGUUCCGCGUGCUGAUCCUCAUGGUGUUCCUGGUGGCCUGCGCUCUGCACAUCGUGUUGGACUUGCUGCCCAAGCUGGAGCAGCGCGCCGUGCGGCCGCCGGGGGAGCCCGGCUGCUCGUGCGCGCAACCCGCGGCCGAGGCGGCGGCGCCCGGCUGGGCGAAGGCGCGGGGCCGCCCCGGGGAGCCCCCGGCCGCCGCCUCCGCGGCCGGCGACGCGGGCUGGCCCAACAAACACACGCUGCGCAUCCUGCAGGACUUCAGCUCCGACCCCUCCUCCAACCUCACGUCCCACUCGCUGGAGAAGCUGCCGGCUGCCGCCGAGCCGGCCGAAGGAGCCUCGCAGGGGCAGGAGGCCGGCGGCCCCCGCGCCCGCGACCCCGCGCACCGACCGCUGCUCCGAGACCCCGGACCCCGCCGGUCGGUGCCGCCCCCUGGCCCGAGCGGGGACGGCUCCCUCCUGGCUAGGCUGUUUGAACACCCACUCUACCGGAUGGCUGUUCCACCGCUAACGGAGGACGACGUGCUCUUCAAUGUGAACAGCGACAUCAGGUUCAAUCCCAAGGCGGCAGCUGAGAACCCUGACUGGCCGCGCGAAGGCACGGAGAACGAAGAGUUCUUGCCCACCGGGGAGGCGGCAGUGGACUCCUACCCCAACUGGCUAAAGUUCCACAUCGGCAUUAACCGGUACGAGCUCUACUCCAGACAUAACCCCGCCAUCGAAGCCCUGCUGCAUGACCUCAGCGCUCAGAAGAUCACCAGUGUUGCCAUGAAGUCGGGGGGCACGCAGCUCAAGCUCAUCAUGACAUUCCAGAAUUAUGGGCAAGCACUGUUCAAACCCAUGAAGCAGACGAGGGAGCAGGAGACGCCCCCUGACUUCUUUUAUUUCUCUGACUACGAGAGGCACAACGCAGAGAUCGCUGCCUUCCACCUGGACAGGAUCCUGGACUUCCGCCGGGUCCCUCCGGUGGCCGGCAGGAUGGUCAACAUGACCAAGGAAAUCCGGGACGUCACGAGAGACAAGAAGCUGUGGAGAACCUUCUUCAUCUCUCCAGCCAACAACGUCUGCUUCUACGGCGAGUGUUCCUACUACUGCUCCACGGAGCACGCGCUGUGUGGGAAGCCCGACCAGAUCGAGGGCUCACUGGCGGCCUUCCUGCCAGACCUGUCCCUGGCCAAGAGGAAGACGUGGCGGAACCCCUGGCGGCGCUCCUACCACAAGCGCAAGAAGGCAGAGUGGGAAGUGGACCCCGACUACUGCGAGGAGGUAAAGCAGACGCCCCCCUAUGACGGCAGUCGCCGUGUGCUGGACGUCAUGGACAUGACCAUUUUCGACUUCCUCAUGGGGAACAUGGACCGUCAUCACUAUGAGACUUUUGAGAAGUUUGGGAAUGACACAUUUAUCAUCCACUUGGACAACGGAAGAGGGUUUGGAAAAUAUUCCCACGAUGAGCUGUCCAUUCUGGUGCCUUUACAGCAGUGCUGCAGGGUCAGGAAGUCCACCUACCUGCGGCUGCAGCUUCUGGCCAAGGAGGAGUACAAGCUGAGCCUGCUGAUGACGGAGUCCCUGAGCAAGGACCGUGUGGCCCCCGUCUUGUACCGGCCUCACCUGGAGGCCCUGGACCGGAGGCUCCGCAUCGUGCUGCAGGCCGUCAGGGACUGUGUGGAGAAGGACGGGCCGCACAGCGUGGUGGAGGACGACCUGGGCCCUGAGCACAGAGGCCCCCCCCGCAGGUAGUGACCGAGAGCCGCCGGCCUGCCGCGGAGGAGGGACACGUGCGUCCACGCCCUGCGUUCAGUGACUUUGGGAACGGACGGGCCGCUCCCAGGGUCCGGGAACCUUCGGCGGCGGGUCCGACAGGACACGUCGUAUUCGUCCUCGAGACCGGAGGAGGUCGGGGAGCGGGCGCUCUGUGCUCACGGACGGAGGCGGCCUGGCGGCGGGGGCGACCCACCUUUUUUGUAUGCAAAGGAAGCGUUUAUGGACUAUUUUGUAUUCAUACGUGGCGUGUAUGUGCAUAGACAGAGAGCGACGCCCACACACACACACACACACGGACGCCAGCCCAGCCACCAAAUGCACACGAGGGGGCAGAGCCCACGGGGCUGGCCUCUCCCGCCAAGUUUGCUCACAUCUGGACCUAACUUGAAAUAAACUCCCUCCUCCCCUCCUUCCUGGGGGCCCUGCAGCCAGACGGCCGACCGUCCCAUCUCGGUGCCCGGGGGGCUCCUGAUGGAACCACGGGCUGCUCGACAGACUCCUGGCUCCAGAGUGACGUAAAUGACCACGUCUUCCAUUUCUCAGAGCCGCUCGGCAGCACCGGGGACGCUCCCCGGCCGCUGAGGGUGCUGCUGCUGUUCUGACUUUGCUCUGACGGUUGUGUAAAUACGUCACACGGGCCCCUCCGCGGGGCUCAGCAACAGGCUUAAUUUUGCAGCAUUUUUGUGGAAUAGAUUGCAAUGUGGUAAAAGUGCAAUAAAAAUACAGCAAAUGUG
Messenger RNA from Leopardus geoffroyi (Geoffroy's cat), 3024 nucleotides. It is a transcript of the gene FAM20C, whose product is annotated as FAM20C golgi associated secretory pathway kinase. Gene Ontology annotation, molecular function: protein serine/threonine kinase activity. NCBI's taxonomy places the organism in Eukaryota, Metazoa, Chordata, Mammalia, Carnivora, Felidae. Bases 509 to 2266 code for a protein of 585 amino acids. Gene Ontology annotation, cellular component: Golgi apparatus. The record is from RefSeq and is a predicted model, not a curated record. The transcript is spliced from 10 exons. Gene Ontology annotation, biological process: protein phosphorylation.